Messenger RNA from Arvicanthis niloticus (Nile rat), 670 nucleotides. It is a transcript of the gene Spmip3, whose product is annotated as sperm microtubule inner protein 3. NCBI's taxonomy places the organism in Eukaryota, Metazoa, Chordata, Mammalia, Rodentia, Muridae. The record is from RefSeq and is a predicted model, not a curated record.
AACUGUAGCUUCUAGAACGAUGAAAUGACAAGUUUCCCUUAGAUGCCCAUUGAUCAUGACGACCAUUCGACUACGAGAAUUUGUAGAGCGUCGCCCAUCGAUUCCACCUAGGCUAUAUAUCGCUCACCAAGGAAGGGACCUCAAAGGCUAUUACCCUGGACAACUGGCAAGACUCCAUUUUGAUUACAGUGUGAGGAAGGCUCCAAGACCCCUCAUAGACUUGGCAAUUCCACUCCAGAGCAGAAUACCGUAUCAGCCUCAAUUAGAUCAGCAAACGCUCGUUCGAUACAUUUGUUUUAGAAGAUUGUCAAGGCCUACAGACUUGUGGCAUAAUGAAACAACUUACCAAAGAGACUACUCCCUGCCAUUUUAUGAGCUUGGUUGGGAUCGGAAAUUAGGCACAAUUUCAUCGAAUCCUAGACCAGUUAAUUCAGUACCAGAAGUCUACUGUUGUGGUGGCGAGAGAAGUGGCUUUGCAAGAAGCACUUUUUAAAACUAAAGGCAAACUGUUUGGGAAAUCAAGAUCCAACCUUGAGAACAUGUCAUUUGUUGAAGGGGAUAGCUGUGCUGUGCAGUACAAUGCUUGCCUGCAACACUACCACAUAAACGGGAAAAUAAAAACGAUGUCAAUGUCGUAAUUUGUCAUAAGCUGUUAGCAUCUUGUUGCUGG